Messenger RNA from Penicillium diatomitis, 2301 nucleotides. Its product is annotated as transcription factor TFIIIB subunit BRF1. The record is from RefSeq and is a predicted model, not a curated record. Gene Ontology annotation, biological process: transcription by RNA polymerase III; transcription preinitiation complex assembly; DNA-templated transcription initiation. NCBI's taxonomy places the organism in Eukaryota, Fungi, Ascomycota, Eurotiomycetes, Eurotiales, Aspergillaceae. The transcript has a single exon. Gene Ontology annotation, cellular component: nucleus; transcription factor TFIIIB complex; transcription preinitiation complex. Gene Ontology annotation, molecular function: RNA polymerase III type 3 promoter sequence-specific DNA binding; TBP-class protein binding; RNA polymerase III general transcription initiation factor activity. Bases 1 to 2301 code for a protein of 766 amino acids.
AUGUCGGCCUCACGAUCCACCAGCAUCUCCGUGGCCCCUCGGGGCCCACGGCCUCCUGUUGGUCGCCUUGCAAGCCUGAAGCCUCCGAGCUCGACCCCAAUCCGACGACCUCAGCCGGCUGGCCGCCCGCAGCCAACACGCCCAACCACCCACCCCAAGACUCAGAGCUGUCCAAACCCGGGGUGCCCUGCUCCACACAUUGUUGAGGAUGAAGGCCAGAAAGUCUGCUCGGGAUGCGGUACUGUCAUCAGUGAGUCGAACAUUGUCUCCGAGGUAACAUUCGGUGAGACCUCAGCUGGUGCCGCCGUUGUGCAGGGUUCCUUUGUCGGUUCAGAUCAGACCCAUGUCCGGAGUUUUGGCCCUGGCUUUCAGCGUGGCGGUGGCAUGGAAAGUCGAGAGGUCACCGAGCAAGCUGGUAAUCGAUACAUCCUGCAACUGGCGCGGAGUCUCAAUAUCCCCGAAAGUGCAAGCAAGGCUGCUGGUCAGGUCUUCAAGCUUGCAGUUGGUCUCAAUUUUAUCCAAGGUCGCCGCACUAAACACGUUGCUGCAGUGGCUCUUUACAUCGCCUGUCGUCGUCAGGAUGGCAAUACCGCGAUGCUUAUCGAUUUUGCCGACGUUCUGAUGGUCAAUGUCUUCAAACUUGGUCGCACAUACAAGGCGCUUCUUGACGAACUGCGCUUGGGAGGAAACGUCUUUUUGAUGAAUCCAAUAGACCCGGAAAGCUUGAUUUACCGGUUUGCGAAGCAACUUGAAUUUGGCCCUGCAACGAUGCAAGUGGCUGGCGAGGCAGUCCGCAUUAUUCAACGCAUGAAUCGUGACUGGAUGUCUACCGGUCGACGGCCGGCGGGUCUUUGUGGUGCAGCCUUGAUCCUGGCCGCGCGGAUGAACAACUUUCGGCGGACGAUUCGCGAGCUGGUCUACGUCGUCAAGGUUACCGAAGUCACCAUCAGCCAGCGUCUCUCGGAAUUUGGCUCGACUGAGAGUGCUGAGCUGACGGUGGAUCAAUUCCGCUCUGUUCAACUGGAGAAUGCCCACGACCCACCCUCCUUCACGCGCGGCCGAGAAGACCAAAAGUCAAUACGAGCGAUGACGAGAUACCCCGAGACUGCAGCAGAGAUUGAAGGCGAAGGCGAAGCUGCGGAGGAAAACGAUACAGAGUCAUUACAAGUGCCGCGAUAUGACGCUGACGGUUUCGCAAUUCCGAACAUUCCAAUCGAUCCAGCCCUGCUGGAGAACCCUCAGCGACGAGCAUCAGUAGCGAGGGCCGUCAACGAAGCCGUCGAGGAUGCAGUGAGAGAAAGUAAGGAUGCUCCCGAAGGAAAGAUCAAGGGACCUCGAGGUCAUCUCUACCCGGCACCAUCAGCCGAUCAAGUCGCUUCUGAGAAUGCCCUAGAAAAAGAAAUUCAAAACAUGCUGGCCAAAGGGUCCGAUAUGGUAGAGAGUCUCAGUGGGAAACUACGACCUGUCAGCACGGUCUCGGACAACGUCGAUAUUGACGAGGCAGAGUUCGCAGACGACCCCGAGGUUGUCAACUGUCUCCUCGCCAGUGAGGAAAUUGAAUUGAAGGAGCAGAUCUGGGUUCACGAGAACAAGGAGUACCUGCGUGCGCAACAGGCCAAAGCCUUGAAGCGCGCUCUCGCGGAAGCCACUGCCGGUCCAUCCAAGAUCAAGCCUCGAAAACGGCGCAAGGGUCGUCUCGGCGACGUUGCCUACCUUGAAGGCGAUGGUGAAGAUGGGCGCAGCUCCCGCGCCUCGACUCCAGCCGAAGCCACGCGGCGGAUGUUGGAGAAGCGAGGGUACAGUAAGAAGAUUAAUUAUUCGCUUCUCGACGAUCUGUACGACCAGGACGGCCCCAGCGAUAGCGUGGCAAAGGUUGAGUCUUUGAGUCGGACAGAAAUUCGCAGUCGCAGUCGCAGCCGCAGUGUGGUCUCACGGCGCAGCGCUAGUGUUCAGCCUGAGCCAUCCCGCCGAAAGGUCCGGGCGUCUCCCGUCCCUGUACCUUCGUCUGUCAUCAACAGCAAGCCCGUGAUUUCGGCGGCCUACGGGCAACCCACCCCACCGCCCACCGCGCCACCUGUCGCCGUGCUCAAUACUCCCCCGGCCACGGCACCGCUCGAUGCGGUGGGCAAGCGAGAGCAGCCUCUCGAAGCAAAUGCGGAUCCGGAUGACCUCGAUGACGAGGAUGAAGAAGUUGAAGACGAUCAUGUCGACGAUGCCUUUGCCGGCCAAUAUCAACAAAACGACGAAGAUGACUAUGGGGAUGAUUACUACGACGCUGGCAGCGACUACGACUACGACUGA